AUAGUGUGACGGUGAAAGACCUUGCAGGAGAUGUAACCUGGACGCCGCACUGUGCUCUUACAGAGCUCAAAGGAAACCUCUUUCUGCUAGUGCUACUCAAAGAUACAUGAACCUGCUCGUCCAACAGCAUUCAGCAUUGACGGCGGGCGUUCUCGCACUAUAUUCAAAUCUGCUCAACGGAGAACGCUGGGAGGGCCUCCCAGUCAUGGAAGUCGAUGGAAGUCCUAGCGUUCACUGCAUACUCGAACGACUUGGAGUGAUUACAGCCGAUGAAGAAUUCGACGAAACGCUCGGUACUGUCGACAAUUACGAGAAUAUACAGCUCCUGCCUAUCAGAGAGAUACACGUCGUACCCAAAACCCAAAAGGGCACGAAGUCAUCCAACAAAAGUCGACAAGGAGGUAUUCCGCCGCUGUCAGCAACUUCCUCGUCAAGCACUGUUCCAAAAACAUCAUCGUCAGCCUGGCACGAUCUGGACAACAAGGUCUCAAGCAUCGCACACACAUCUGAAGUCAGCAGCUCGCCGUCAGGCCAGGGAUCGCAAUCACUAUCUCCUACAUUCGAGGCCACCAGCUGCAGUACACCAUCGACAGAUGAUCCCACCAGCUUUGCCGGAGGGGUAUUUCUUAGCCCAACGGUGCCUACGACCACAUUGUGCGAUGGCCUCAGCCAGGAUCAGAUAAUUUCCGACCCGACUACGUUUGCCGAACUGCACUCAUCCAACCUCGCUGCGGAGGGAUACGUGAUGAACUCAAUUCCCGCAAUGCCGAUGGGUACAAAGACCGUGUUUGAGAAUGGGUAUGAGACAUAUGGCGCAGAAAACUUUGCAGACGCAACGUGCGGAAUGGCUUUUUACGACCGCGAGAGUAUGUAUGGUAAUGGGACUGCGGCACUGCCGAGCACGAUACCGCAAGAUUACAGUCAGUGGAUACCCGGAGUACUGCUGUGAGGGAUGCCAUAGCCCAGACCUAAGCAAAUAUCUUUGUAAGACUGACUAUUCUACCUGAUCCCAAUGACGUUAUGGAUGUAGGGCUUGUACAUGUGUCGCCUACCACAACCGCU
Exophiala viscosa is the source of this 1062-nucleotide messenger RNA. RefSeq lists its product as uncharacterized. The record is from RefSeq and is a predicted model, not a curated record. The coding region runs from base 107 to 949 and encodes 280 amino acids. Lineage: Eukaryota; Fungi; Ascomycota; Eurotiomycetes; Chaetothyriales; Herpotrichiellaceae. The transcript is spliced from 2 exons.